CCUGCAGCACAGUCCGCAAGGAGGAGCUGUAUAGACGACGGACCCCAUUCAGAUAACAACAAAUAUGGCGGUCCCUUGUUCAUUGAAGCGGAAUUUAUUUAAUCGUUCCUGCUCGUCGUUCGAUAGUAUGCAUUAUUAAAUACAUGAGCGACAACAGUAGUUAUUGCAAAUAACAGCACAGAUCCCUAUUUCUUAUUGUAUAUGUAUUAUUACCUUACCGACAACAACGAAAGAAAAUCCUAGAAAAGUCACAUUGCAGUCGCAUUACAAGUCAAGGUGCUUUUAACAAAAUCGUUAUAAUAUAUACUUUUGGUUAUAUAUUUUUAUCGAGAAAAAUAAAACAACAACGAGAAUGUGGACCUACUGAGGACAGUAGCCCAAAAAAUCAGCAAUAUUUAUAGGAUCUGACGGCAGAAGGAAUCAGAAGUCAUGUUGCUGAAGAUCUUCUUCCCUCAGUGUUGCAAAGGGGCAGAUAGCGGUCUCCUGAUCGGCCGGUGGCUUCCAGGACAUAACUCUGCCGUUGUGCUGGCUGUGAUCCACUUCCCCUUCAUCCCAGGCCAGGUAAAGCAGUAUCUGAGCCAGCUCCAGAGCCUGACCCAGGUGGACCUGACUGUUCUGGGCUCCUGGUGCAAGCCUUCAGAGGGCCAGGAGGGAGUGCAGAGUUUUCUGAAGGAUCUGAGCACCAUUUUCCCACAUGGACGCUGGCUCCAGCUGAGCAAUGAGAAAGGGAAGAAGUGCUUCAGCUGCCAGGUGAACUUCCGAGACGGCAAGGUGAUCGAGUCUGGGGAUAAGGAGGACCAGGGUGAUCAGGUGAUCUGUAUCCACUACGAUCAGUGCAAGGUCAUGCUGUCCCAGCUGCACCCGGCCCAGGGAGGGAUUCUCAACCCCAAGACAGAGCUGUCCGAGCUCAGGCUGGUCUUCCAGACUGUAUCCCAGAGCCAGGCACUCUUCUAUAUAGACAAGUAUGACGAAGGGCCAUUCAAGCUCACCCACUGGCAGUCAGAGGGCAGAGAGGGCAGUAUUCUAGUGGAGCUGUCCAAGCAAGCCUCUGUGCCAGUGUGUCUAGUACUCGCAUGGCUGCUGUCCAUCUGGUACUGGGUGUGCAAAAGCAGGAUUCUGAACCUGUGGCCAAUGCGUUUUGUGUCCAGCAAAUUGUAUUCCUGCAUCCAACUGAGUCAUCGGGCAGAACACCUGCAGACGAUCAGCAUGCCCAGGAAGGCAGAGGACCACACAGAGUUCAUGAGAAAGGCGAAUAUCUUUGUUUCAUUCUUGGUUGAUAUGGCACUGGGGCUCCUACUCAUCUCCUGGCUCUACAGAGAGAAUCGAAUCAGACGGCUUGCUGACACUCUGGUUCCUGUUGCUGAUCACAUCGCAGAGGAUCUUCAGGAGCUGCUAAAGUGGCUGAUGGGAGCCCCAGCUGGGCUGAAGAUGAAUCGGGCCUUGGACCAGGUGCUGGGGAGAUUCUUCCUGUACCACAUCCAUCUGUGGAUCAGUUAUAUUCACCUGCUGUCUCCGUUCAUUGGGAUGAUCCUGUGGUACGUGGGCCUCUCUGCCUGCCUGGGGCUGACAUUUGCCCUCUCUGUCCUCUCUGAUAUUGUUGCCUUGCUCACCUUCCACAUUUACUGCUUUUACGUCUAUGGAGCCAGACUCUACUGUCUAAAGAUCUAUGGGCUCACCUCUUUGUGGCGGCUGUUCCGUGGAAAGAAGUGGAAUGUGCUGAGGCAACGUGUGGACUCCUGUUCCUAUGACCCGGACCAGCUGUUCAUCGGGACUCUGCUGUUCGCCAUUCUCUUUUUCCUCUUGCCAACCACAGUGCUGUAUUACCUGGUCUUCACACUGCUCCGUCUGCUGGUGGUGUUGUUCCAGGGUCUGCUUCACCUCUGUGUGGAUUUUAUAAACUCAUUCCCUCUGUUCGCUAUGGGGCUCAGGAUCUGCAGAUCCUAUAGACUGGCAGCUGGAGUGAAGUUUCGUGUGUUGGAACAAGAGCCAGAGAGGCCACUUCACUUACUAAUGGAGAUUAAUCCCUUGACGUACAGUGCAGUGCUGCAGUGGUACAGGACACUGACGUACAGCUGCUACCCAAAGGACUCCUGGGGGGUGCUGUGCAAGAACCUGUUUAUCGGGGAGCUCAUUUACCCCUGGAAACAUAAGAACAUCAAAACAGACUGAUCUUCUCAACAACUGUUCAGACCUGAGGCUGUGGCGAUGUCUAAAGCCCCUGCUGGUUCCUGUUAAUUAGAAAAUGAAGCUAGUGGUGCUUUUUAUGAAGUUUUAGAAAGGACAGGAUGGUCACCUGAAUAAGAAAUAUAUUUUAGGGAGCAAUUCAAUUAGCAUCUUUGUGAAACAGUUGGCAGCUAUAAGAGAACUAAGAAUAAAAUCAUAUUGGGAUUGUUAUUAUAAUUAUUGCCAUAUAAAUCCCAGAUAGUCGUUUUAAUACCUCGUGAUUGAUCUUAAUCGUGCAAUUAUGGAUUAAUUUAUUGUAAUUUUAAUUUCUAUACAUUUAUAGUAAUUACUUUAUAGUGAUGAUUCAAGAUUUUUGACCAGAUACCUUUUGUAGCUUAGUUUCCUUAAAAUAAAAAUAAAGUUGUCACAGUACAUACUUCAGCAAAAUCACGACCAGACUUUUUUUGCAGUAAUAUUGAUGUUUAUUAUUUCCCCUUUUGCAUGUAUUGUUUUAUUACAGCAGUAAUAGAAGUUUCUGUUGAAAAGCUAUGACUGCAUUCCAAAAAAUCUAGUUCCUCACCAGCAGUGAAAACAUGUUUUCUAGUAAGCAAAACCAGCACUGGGUCAAAGGGUUUUUUUUUGGUUUGUUUUUAGAAAAAAUAAUUUAACUUUUAAGUUUUUCAGGAUUCUGAAUACAGAUUCUUUCAUUGUGUUUGUCUGGUCCACCAUAAGUAUUGAAUUAUCUUUUAGUGUCAGAAUGUUAGCUAGGCAAGCAAACAUAUCUGGAAUAACACACACAGCAAAGCGAUCCAAUACAUUCCAGCCAGCUUUGGCUGGUUUGACAGUGAAUUAAUUGUAUGCUAUAUGCUUUUCAAAUCAUGUUUGUUGCCAACCUUUACACUUUCUCCACUCUUGAUCUUUUAAUAUAAAAUGCCUUGUGAUAUACAUUUGUAAUCUUGCUUAGUUUUUUGUGGUUGUCAUUUUAAACGCUCUUGUCACAUGGAACUAGUGCUCAGUGUGGCCCCUGUGAGUUACAGAACCUUUUUAAAUGUACCAACACCUUCAAUGGCAAUGCUAUUGAAAGCUAUAUCUUGGGAACUGUUGGUGCAAUUAUGUGCAUAUGUUACAAAAUGAUGUUCCUUAUUCUGUGGAUGUAGAUUCUAAUUAUUCAUUACAACAUGUUUCAUAUAAUUGCCUGAAGAGAUCCAUUCAUCGAGUACGCAAUGAUUUGGCCAGGGAACAUCCUUAUUCAUCAUUAUUAAUGACCGCAUCCAUAAAGAAACACCAUCUGAAGACAGCUGCUCACACCAGCAAUACACGUAUUGCAUCCUGCUGAAGUGCACUCUUAGAGUACAUGAGUGAGAAAUAAGCUUUAUGAUUAAAAUAAAAGAAUAGAUAAAGCCUA
Acipenser ruthenus (sterlet) is the source of this 3568-nucleotide messenger RNA. RefSeq names its product phosphatidylinositol N-acetylglucosaminyltransferase subunit Q-like. The record is from RefSeq and is a predicted model, not a curated record. NCBI's taxonomy places the organism in Eukaryota, Metazoa, Chordata, Actinopteri, Acipenseriformes, Acipenseridae. The coding region runs from base 430 to 2169 and encodes 579 amino acids. Gene Ontology annotation, biological process: GPI anchor biosynthetic process. The transcript is spliced from 11 exons. Gene Ontology annotation, cellular component: membrane; endoplasmic reticulum.